AGCCCCGGCGUGACGUCAUCCCUCGGCGCUGUGGUUGUGCCGCAGAAACGGUCCGCGGAAAAAAAAAAGGAAGCGCUGUGGGGUUUUGUUUUUUUUUAUUUAUCUUUUACGAUAUUUUUUUUAUCGGAGUUUAUCGUCGACAAUACAGAACAGCUACGGAGGUGUCGAAGUAAACGUUUAUUUACAAUGAAUACAUAAACAGGAUACAGCACGGGGCCAGCGGAAAUCGUUUUAGACGCCAGUUAGCUGACGUAGCAGCUAGCACACUGAGCUAACGGAUAAAUAACUGACAUUUUAUCAACCGUCAGUUUGUUACAGGGUUAUUAGACGUUAUAACGUUAGAAGAGAGACCGUGAGGUGUGUGUGUGUGAGAGAGAGAGAGAGAGAGAGACUCUCGAGGAUCAGAAUCAGCUCGGAGUGUUAGCUCAGCUAGCUAAAAGUAAAUAAAUAAUAAACAGUGUGUGUGUUUAAAUAUUAAACCCCUUUCCACCGAGUGCGCGCGAGAUCAUCGUGGAGAAAACGCUGGAUCUCGUGGGUCUGAAGCCGGGCUCGGGGCCGCUGCUCACCCCGCAGAAGAAGAUGAAGAAGCGCAAGGAGCUCAACGCGCUGAUCGGGCUCGGGGACGGGAAGCGCAAGAAGCCCAAGAAGAGCUCCGGACACCGGCUACUGCUGCGGGGAGACGCGGGGGACACGGACACCGAGAGCGGCUCUAGCUCCGGGGAAGAGGACGAUGAGGAGGAGUUCAGGAGUCUGAGCCUCAGUCCAGGGGCUUUCCGCAAGGGUUCUGCUCAGUGCUGCUCCGUGUGCUACCCCCUGUGUGUGUUCAUCGUCCUGGCCGCGUGUCUCAUGGCGUGUGCUGGACUCAUAUGGAUGCAGAUUGCACUGAAAGAAGACUUGGAUUCGCUCAAGGAGAAACUGCGCACCAUGGAGUCGAGUCAGAAGGCUUCUUCACACGAAAUACCGAAGCUGAGCGAGGAUCUGAAGGCCAAACAGAGGACGCUGGAGGAUAUCGAGAGCGGAGACAAGGGCUUAAAUAAAUUAUGGGCCAAUCUUACAGAUAUUAACAAAAAGAUAAGCACACUGGACUCUGCUGUGAACCAUCUGAAGGCCAACAUUAAAUCAGCAUCAGAUUUAAUUACCCUCCCAACAACCGUAGAGGAGCUCCAGAAGAGUGUGGCCACAAUCGGAAGCACACUUACCAGUGUACAACACGACGUAAAGAUGAUACAGAUUUUUAUUGAGGACCAGAAGAAAGGAGAACACAAACAGAACGGUGAAACGGACUCUUCAUUGUCGGUGGCUCAGGAUGAAAACAGCAGAACCGUGAAUGAAGGAACAGCAGAUGACGGCAGCUCCACGACAUCCUCAAGUCCACCCAACUCUCGCCAUCGGCGCUUUCUCAGCAAGAACCUCUCCAACAGGGAGAAGGUAGCUACGCCACAAACUCUCACCUUUCCUGGAGUCAACUCUGCUGAAGCUCUGGAGAAGGUCAUGCACGCUCAGCUGGAGGACAUCUCUGAAGGCGUGACGUAUGAGGAGCUGAGGAAGAUCUUCGGCGCUUCCACUCCAGAUUCCUGCCUCCUCAAGCCCUACGACACGGAUCAGGACCACCGGUACACGCUGGAGGAGCUUCGGGCCGCUGCUUCUCUCUGAGGAUAACGUUAACGCAUCAGUAACUGUGCAGUCGGUGGGGUGAAGAACGAUAAGACUGCAGGAGGACGACACGCUGCCUCGGUGUGAACCGACACGGCUGCUUUUGUUUUUCUUCCAAUUCCUGUAAUCCAGUAUUGGAGAGAUCUGAAGACCUCGUGCAUCAGGAUUGUGUUUGAGCGAGCACAGACGAGUGAAACCGUCUCCAGCAUUCUGAUGGACCUCCGAUGAAGAUUUUAUUAAUAAUCACCAAGGUGUAAAUAUGAUUGUGAAUACCUAAUCAAGACACGUCUAUAAGAGAGAUUCAGGCCGGUUACUUUGACACCCAGCCUCAAAAAUUCAGACACGACCCCCGGAUUUACACCGUUUUAAAAUCGUUCUUUUUUUUUUCUGUAUAGGAUCAAAACACAUUCCUUUUAAUCUUUAAAAAAAAAAGGAGGUUGUGAGGAAACGAUAUAAUAACACGCUAUUUAAUUGUGUAUUUAGCAAAAUGUAGCAAUAAUAUAUUACUCUUAAGGCUUAUUGGAUAUAUGAUGUGAUACUGUUUGUAUUCUGCAGUAAUGUAUUAGGGACAAGCUUCAACAAAAUAAGUGAUACUUCACCCUAAACGAUCAGGAUUAGUAGCUAGAGCUCCAAACACACAACUCUGAGAUUAACGUCACUGCGUUUACACUCACCAUCAGGCAGAAGUGUGACUGAAGCAAGAAUACACUGCAAUGGCAAAAGUUUUGGGACGUGCACAUGAAUGUAAUAUGGAGUUGGCCCGCUCUUAACAGCUUCAACUCUUCUGGGAAGGCUUUCCACAAGGCUUAGGAGAGUGUUUAUGGGAAUUUUUGACCAUUCCUCUAGAAGCGCAUUUGUGAGGUCAGGUGCUGAUGUUUGAUUGGAAGGUCUGACUCUCGGUCUACGCUCAAAGGUGUUCCAUCAGGUUGAGGUCAGGACUCUGUGAAGUUCCUCCACACCAAACUCACUCAUCCAUGUCUUUACGGACCUUGCUUUGUGCACUGGUGUGCAGUCAUGUUGGAACAGGAAGGGGUCAUCCCUAAACUGUUCACACAAACCAUGAAAUUGUCCAAAAUGUCUUGGUAUGAAGCUGAAGCAUUAAGAGUUCCUUUAUACUGGAACUAAGGGGCCGAGUCCAACCCCUGAAUUCAAUGAUUUGGAGCAAUGUCCCAAAACUUUUGGCAAAUUAGUGUAAGUGUGGGUUGUUUAAUGAGAUUAGUGAUUACGUACAACAAUCAUUCCCAUUCCUCCCUAUUAUAUUGAUUACCUCAUCAUUUUUCCUUUUUUUUGGCUCCUCCCUUCUUCUUCCUACUUCCUCUUUCCAUUCUGGUCCGAAGCUCUAGCUAUUGAUAAUGCUUCUUUUUUUUUUUCUUAAGGUGAACGAUCACUUUAACAGGUAGUGAAUGAAACACUGAUAAGGCAUGUACGUAUGUAUAUAUAUAUAUAUAUAUAUAUUUUUUAAUGCUAACGUCUCACACACUCACAUUCCAGUUACCUUAAACCAGGGGUGUACAAACUUUAAACAACCCGUGAGAUGUCUCUUUUUAAUCUGAAAGUACUUCCUGCUUGGUGUGUGUGUGUGUGUGUGUGUGAACAGAAUUCAGCUUUGAAAUGUUAACGGUAUUAUUUCUACGAACGUAGAUGAAUACUGGGGUGGAGCAGGGGCGGAGCUAGAUGCUCAGUGUCUCCUGUCUGGAGAAGUCAUUACCAGAAGACUCCUGAAGUGUAAAUCUGCUGCAUUGUAGUAUUGCAAAUUCAGUGUUUUAAUACAGCGUAUUUAAAAAUUGUGUUCAUGAAAUUAUUCCUCCAUCUGGAGCGCAAUAUACAAAAGUUUGUACACCCCCAUUUAUUUGUGUGUAUAUAUAUAUACUGUAUGAAUAGUGUAUUAGCCCGAGUAUCAGCCUCAUGCUUCACGUGGUACAGGUGCAGCACAGGUACACUUCCUGUCUGUAGGCUGAUGCUCCGGCUGAACUCUUAUCUGUUUCCCGUUUUUAAUAAAUGAUUGUUGAUGUGAAGGACUGGUUCAGGGAACCUGCUGGUGUACAAUAUUCAUCAUAAUGAAUGCACUUCUGCUCGGCAUGUUGCUUUUGAACGUAACAUGUAUAAAGGCUUAAUUUAUCCAAA
Molecule: messenger RNA, 3777 nt
Organism: Hemibagrus wyckioides
Lineage: Eukaryota; Metazoa; Chordata; Actinopteri; Siluriformes; Bagridae
Gene: efcab14
Product: EF-hand calcium binding domain 14
Exons: 8
Coding region: 580-1653 (357 amino acids)
Source: RefSeq, a predicted model, not a curated record